Molecule: messenger RNA, 1749 nt
Organism: Ictalurus punctatus (channel catfish)
Lineage: Eukaryota; Metazoa; Chordata; Actinopteri; Siluriformes; Ictaluridae
Gene: irx1b
Product: iroquois homeobox 1b
Exons: 4
Coding region: 191-1444 (417 amino acids)
Biological process (GO): neuron differentiation; cell development; regulation of transcription by RNA polymerase II
Cellular component (GO): nucleus
Molecular function (GO): DNA-binding transcription factor activity, RNA polymerase II-specific; RNA polymerase II cis-regulatory region sequence-specific DNA binding
Source: RefSeq, a predicted model, not a curated record
UCAGGAGACGCAGAGCAGCGCACGCGGCCGAGCGGAACGCGCGUUCCCACAGCAACCACUAACUCGGAGACGCUCGCGGCGGCGGAUUGUGCGUGUGUGCGUGCGUGCGUGCGUGUGUGUGUUUGUGUGGGGUUUUUUUUUUCGGACUCUACUUCUACUACUUCCGUGAGUUUUCCUCCGGGAAUCGGACAUGUCUUUCCCUCAGCUGGGCUUCCCGCAGGUGUACGGGGUGGAGAGAGCGUCUCCGCCGCGGGAUGGCGGCUCGGAGAGCGGCGGCGGAGUCACCGGGAGUCCCGCGAGCUCUGCGGCUGCGCUCGCGCCGCUGCUCGGCGUGUACGCGCAUCCGUGGAGCGCGCACCGGUACGGAGCCUUCAUGCCGUACAGCAGUGCCGAAGCAGCGCUCCUCAACCACAUGGGCUCCCAGUACGAGUUGAAGGAGAACCCCGGUGCUCACCCAGCCGGAUUCGCGGUGCACACCGCCCCCGGGUUCUACCCGUACUCCCAGUACCAGUACGGAGACCCCGCACGGGCCAAGAGCGCCACACGCGAGACCACCAGCACGCUGAAAGCCUGGCUUCAGGAGCACAAGAAGAACCCGUAUCCCACUAAAGGCGAAAAGAUCAUGCUGGCCAUCGUGACCAAAAUGACCCUGACGCAGGUGAGCACGUGGUUUGCCAACGCGCGCCGCCGCCUCAAGAAGGAGAACAAGGUGACGUGGGGACGCAGCGCCGAGGACGUAGACGGCUGCGGCUACGACAGCGACCGCGACGACGACGACGAGAGCGCGCACAAGCACGAGCGCGAGGAGGAGAUCGACCUGGAGACCGUGGACACCGACGAGGCCGAAGAGGAAGUGCGCAAAGAGCCGAGCGACGCCAAGGCGCACGAGCAAAGUGAAACGGAGAGCGAAAGCGCAGACACGCGCGCGCUAAACAGCCCCGCCGGCUCCGUGGCCGCGAGUAAAGACGCGAGCGCGGGGAAAAGCGGCUCAGAGGACGUUUCUCCGGGAUGCCAGAGGCCUGUGAACUCCAAACCCAAAAUCUGGUCGCUCGCGGAAACAGCAACGAGUCCAGAUAACUGCCAGAAAGCGAGCAGUGUGUCGUCGGCAGUCACCGCGCACCCGGCUUUUUUAUCCACUAACGGGAUUUACACGUGUCAGAUAGGGAAGCUGAACAGCUGGACUGGAGGCGCUUUUCUCGGUGCAGGACCUCUAAUCGGUGUGCGCUCUUUAAUGGGAGUGAGUCCGAGCAGCCAUUACAUAACCUCAAGCGCUCAGAGUGAGAGUCCUACACACAGCCUCAGCCUCAGUCCACAACACAACACCGAUCGAGAACAUGUUCAGAGAACCGAAUCUCCAGCACUUCCUCUGAGGCCAUCAUUUCCGGUCAUCCACGACAGGUCUCACCACGAAACAGCACAGCGAGCUCUGAAGACUGUUUCCUGAAGACAGACCUAAAGAAUUGACUUAAAUUAUUACAUGAAAGCAACCUGUAUCAGAGAAAAGAACGUAUCCUACAUCAUCAAAUACACCAAAAAAGUAUUUUAUAGCCUUAUGUUUUAAUACGCUGUAUAACUUUGUAUUUUUUUUGUUUGUUUGUUUGUUUGUUUGUUUAAUUUUACAUUGAGCCUAAAUGCAGCAUGUAUGUGUUUACCAUGUAGCUCAUUGCCAUCACUUUUUACAGACUUAAAGAAUUAUUUGUUAAAAGGCCAAUGUGUGUAAAUGAUAUAUUUUUGUGUAAUAAACUAAAU